AUGACCUCUGCCCUUCAUUCCCUCAGCCUCACUCUCAGGUUGAGUUUAAUCCUGGGUUCUUUCUUAGGCCUAAGUCUAGGGCUAGAGUUUAUGGGCCUACCCAACCAGUGGGCCCGUUACUUGCGCUGGGAUGCCAGUACACGCAGUGACCUCAGUUUCCAGCUUAGAACCAACGUUUCCACUGGUCUUCUUCUCUACUUUGAUGAUGGAGGAAUCUGUGACUUCCUCUGCCUUUCCCUGGCAGAUGGUCGUGUCCAGCUACGCUUCAGCAUCGAUUGUGCAGAAACAGCUGUGCUAAGUGACAAACGGGUUGACAAUGGUGGUUGGCACUUCGUGAUGAUCAGCAGGAAUAGGCUCAGAACAAUCCUGGUUCUAGAUGGGGAGGCCAAACCUGGGGAGGUUCGACCUCAGAGACAGCAUAUGAAUAUUGUUAGUGAUCUGUUUGUUGGGGGUGUUCCUGAGGAUAUACGCUUUGAUGCACUCACAUUUACCUCUGUCAGGGAGCUGCCUCCCUUUUCUGGAUAUUUAAUGGACCUUAAAUAUGGCAAUUCUGAGCCCCAGCUUCUGGAUAGCCAUGGGGCACGGCUGGAUCUUGAGGGACUGUGCACAGAGAACCCAUGUGAGAAUGGAGGAUCCUGCUUACUAUUAGACGGUGAGCCAACGUGUGACUGCACAGCCACUGGAUAUGGGGGCAAGUUCUGCUCAGAAGCGAGGGAAGAAAAUGUGGCCACUUUCCGUGGCUCAGAGUACCUGUGCUAUGACCUAUCCCAGAACCCUAUCCAGAGCAGCAGUGAUGAGAUCACCCUGUCCUUCAAAACCAGACAGAGGAACGGACUAAUCUUGCACACCGGCAAGUCUGCAGACUACGUCAACUUGGCUCUAAAGGGAGGUGCAGUGUCCCUGGUCAUCAAUUUGGGCUCGGGAGCAUUUGAAGCCAUUGUGGAACCAACUAAUGACAAGUUUAAUGAUAAUGAAUGGCACGAUGUCAAGGUCACACGGAACCUGCGCCAGGUGACAAUCUCUGUGGAUGGUAUUCUGACCACAACGGGGUACACUCAAGAAGAUUAUACCAUGCUGGGAUCUGAUGACUUCUUCUACGUUGGUGGUAGCCCCAGUACAGCUGACCUUCCGGGGUCCCCAGUAAGCAACAAUUUCAUGGGGUGCUUGAAAGAGGUUGUAUAUAAGAACAAUGAUAUUCGCCUAGAGCUUUCUCGCUUGGCUCGAAUUGGAGAUACAAAGAUGAAAAUUUAUGGAGAUGUAGUUUUUAAAUGUGAGAAUGUAGCUACUCUGGACCCUAUUAGUUUUGAGAGCCCUGAGGCUUAUAUCAGCCUUCCCAAGUGGAACACCAAACGUAUGGGCUCCAUCUCCUUUGACUUUCGCACUACAGAGCCUAAUGGCCUCAUACUUUUUACACAUGGAAAACCUCAAGACCGAAAAGAUAUUAGAAGCCAAAAGAAUACCAAAGUGGACUUUUUUGCAGUUGAGCUUCUUGAUGGCAAUUUGUACCUUCUUUUGGAUAUGGGCUCAGGAACCAUAAAGGUUAAAGCUACCAGCAAGAAGGCUAAUGAUGGAGAAUGGUGUCAUGUGGACAUCCAGAGGGAUGGAAGAUCAGGUACCAUCUCUGUCAACAGCAAGCGCACGCCUUUUACUGCCAGUGGGGAGAGUGAAAUCCUAGACUUGGAAGGAGAUAUGUAUUUGGGGGGUCUUCCUGAAAACCGAGCAGGACUUAUCUUGCCCACAGAGCUCUGGACUGCUAUGUUAAACUAUGGCUACGUGGGUUGCAUCCGAGAUCUCUUUAUAGAUGGGCGUAGUAAGAACAUCCGCCAGCUGGCAGAGGCACAAAACGCAGCAGGAGUAAAGUCUUCUUGCUCCCGCAUGAGCGGCAAGCAAUGCGACAGUUACCCGUGCAAGAACAAUGCUGGUUGCAGAGAUGGCUGGAACCGCUUUGUGUGCGACUGCACUGGAACAGGGCACUGGGGAAGAACUUGUGAAAGAGAGGCGUCCAUCCUUAGCUAUGACGGUAGCAUGUACAUGAAGAUUGUAAUGCCGCAGGUGAUGCACACUGAGGCUGAAGAUGUCUCCUUUCGCUUUAAGUCUCAGAGAGCCUAUGGUCUUCUGGUAGCCACAACAUCUAGGGACUCUGCUGACACCUUAAGGAUGGAGCUAGAUGGUGGAAAAGUUAAACUCACUGUCAACCUAGACUGUAUCAGGAUUAACUGUAAUGCCAGUAAGGGGCCAGAGACCCUUUAUGCUGGACAGAAGCUGAAUGACAAUGAAUGGCAUACUGUCCGAGUGGUGCGGAGAGGGAAGACCCUCAAACUUACAGUGGAUGAUGAUGUUGCCGAAGGCACUAUGGUUGGUGAUCACACUCGACUGGAAUUUCACAAUAUUGAGACUGGCGUGAUGACCGAGAAACGCUUUGCCUCUUCUGUUCCUUCCAGUUUCAUUGGACACCUUCAGAGCCUUAUGUUUAACGGGCUGCUAUACAUCGACUUGUGUAAAAAUGGAGACAUUGAUUACUGUGAACUAAAAGCAAGAUUUGGUAUUCGCUCCAUCAUAGCCGACCCUGUAACCUUCAGGACCAAGGCCAGCUACCUAACACUAGCCACACUGCAAGCUUACAAUUCAAUGCACCUGUUCUUCCAGUUCAAGACAAUCUCGCCUGAUGGGUUCAUCCUCUUCAACAGUGGGGAUGGAAAUGACUUCAUCGCGGUGGAGCUGGUGAAGGGGUUCAUCCAUUAUGUGUUUGAUCUUGGAAAUGGACCCAACGUCAUCAAAGGUAACAGUGAUCGUCCACUGAAUGACAACCAGUGGCACCAUGUGGUUAUCACACGAGACAACAGCAAUACGCACACACUAAAGGUGGAUACAAAAGCAGUGACCCAGGUCAUCAAUGGGGCAAAGAAUCUUGACUUGAAAGGUGACCUUUACAUCGCUGGCCUGGCACAGGGCAUGCACACCAAUUUACCCAAGCUGGUGGCAUCUCGGGAGGGAUUUCAGGGCUGUUUGGCUUCUGUAGACCUAAAUGGGCGGCUCCCAGAUCUGAUCAGUGAUGCCCUGCACCGCAGUGGGCAGAUAGAGCGUGGAUGUGAAGAUGCUUUGACUAAAGCUAAUCUACAAGGUCCCACCACCACUUGCCAAGAGGAUUCCUGCUCCAACCAGGGGGUCUGCAUGCAGCAGUGGGAGGGAUUCACGUGUGACUGCUCUAUGACCUCAUACUCUGGGCCCCAGUGCAAUGACCCUGGGGCUACAUACAUUUUUGGGAAAAGUGGAGGUCUGAUUCUUUAUACCUGGCCACAUAACGACCGACCCAGCACGAGGACGGACCGUCUAGCCGUGGGUUUCAGCACCACAGUAAAAGACGGGAUACUUGUUCGCAUCGACAGCACCCCAGGACUGAUGGACUUCCUGCAGUUACACAUAGAACAAGGUAAAGUCGGUGUAAAGUUUAACAUUGGUUUGAUGGACAUCUCUAUCAGAGAGGAAAGCACCCCGGUUAAUGAUGGCAAAUACCACGUGGUGAGGUACACACGAAAUGGAGGAAAUGCCACAUUGCAAGUGGACAAUUGGCCAAUCAACGAGCACUACCCAGGAGGGAACACAGAGCUCCACCAAAAACCGAAACUACCCUUUAAAAUAUCCCGGGCUCCAGAAGAUGGGCAGCAGGACAAAGGACGACCACUUACCAUCUUCAACACCCAAGCCCAAAUAGCCAUUGGGGGAAAGGACAGAGGGCGUCCAUUCCAAGGUCAGCUCUCCGGUCUUUACUACAAUGGGCUCAAAGUUUUGAAUAUGGCAGCAGAGCACCACCCACACAUCAACAUCAGCGGCAGUGUAAGACUUGUGGGGGAGGUUCCAUCCACCCAGGGUACAUCUGUAACAACUUCUAUGCCACCGGAAAUGUCUACAACCAUUAUGGAGACCACAACGACACUUGCUACGACGACGACUAGGAAGAACCGAUCUUCUCCAGGAGGCACGCUUACUGAAGACAUUGGCUCCUCUGCAGAAUGUUCUAUCAGCAGUGAUGAUGAAGAUGUUGUAGAAUGUGAAACAGGCACAGGAGAUGAAUUAGUAAUCCCUGUCCUUGUAGAAGACCCUUUAGAUAUCCCCCCUAUAGCUACACGUGCACCCUCCAUCACUCCCCCUCCCCCCUUCCGACCACUCCUCACCAUAAUUGAGACCACCAAAGAUUCCCUGUCUGUGACCCCUGAUGCGGGGUUACCUUGCUUGUCGGACCAAGGCAGCGAUGGUUGUGAUGAUGAUGAUGGUGAUGAUGCCUUGGUGAUAUCUGGGUAUGGCUCAGGGGAAACCUUUGACUCUAACCUGCCCCCUACUGAUGACGAAGAUUUUUACACCACCCUCUCCUUGGUAACAGAUAAGAGCAUUUCCACAUCAUUCUUCGAUGGUGGCUUCAAAUCACAGGCGCCCAAAUGGGGAUCAAAGGAUUUUAGACCUAACAAAGUCUCCGAACCUGGUAGGACUUCUACCACAAGUUUGUCCCCUGAGCUGAUACGCUCCACGUCUUCAUCUGAGAUGGAGCCCAUGGUGCCAGCUGGCAAACUGAAUAACCAUGAGCUCAAACCCCAGCCUGAUAUAGUCUUGCUACUGUUGCCCACUGCCUACGAGCUAGACAGCACCAAGCUCAGGAGUCCAAUAAUAACAACCCCCAUGUUCCGUAAUGUGCCCACAGCAAACCCCACGAUGCCGGGAAGCAGACGAGUCCCGGCGGCUUCUGAGGUGGUCCGGGAGUCCAGCAGCACGACGGGGAUGGUCGUCGGCAUUGUGGCAGCCGCUGCCCUGUGCAUCCUGAUCCUCCUGUAUGCCAUGUACAAGUACAGAAACAGAGAUGAGGGGUCCUACCAGGUGGAUGAGACGCGGAAUUACAUCAGCAACUCUGCACAGAGCAAUGGGGCCCUGGUGAAGGAAAAACAGCACAGCUCAAAGGGCAGCCAUAAGAAACAGAAAAACAAGGACAAGGAGUAUUAUGUGUAAAUACAUCAAUCAUAACAUAUGUAACCAGAGCAAAUACACAGAUAUGUGAACAAAACACAGACAGCAAAGGCAAAAUGAACAUUGCUAUUGAUGUAUAGAUAUAUAAAUAGGUACAAACAAUAGCAAGAGAGCGAGAUAUGGAGAAUCAGCUGCCUG
Bombina bombina (fire-bellied toad) is the source of this 5151-nucleotide messenger RNA. RefSeq names its product neurexin 3 (gene NRXN3). The transcript has 19 exons. The coding region runs from base 1 to 4995 and encodes 1664 amino acids. The record is from RefSeq and is a predicted model, not a curated record. Lineage: Eukaryota; Metazoa; Chordata; Amphibia; Anura; Bombinatoridae.